UCGGGCGCGGGCGCGGAGAGCCGUCGCAGACGUCAACAAACCGGCAGCUGUCGCGCGCGCGGCCCCGUGGAAGAUGCUGCGCUCGCCGUCGCACGAGUCCGUCACCACGGACCUGUCGCUCUUCUCCGUGUCGUCGCUGGCGUCCGAAGCCGGGACGGGGCGGCGCCUCGUCACGUUCAAGUCUUACAGCGAGGCGCAGCUGGCGGCGGCGGCGGGCGGCGUCGCGGGGGCUGGAGGCGCCCCUGGAGGCAGCGCGGCCAGGGGGCCGAGCCCCAACCCAGACACCAGGCACUCCAGGCCUGCUGACAUACCGGAGAUACUAUGGUUCGAGGAGGAGACGGAACUGAUUCGCAGCUGUGGAGCCCUCAGCUCCGCCCUCGGACUGCAGAAGAGCUUCAGUACGAGCGACAUCAGCCAGCUGCCGUCGCCGCAGGGCACGGCGGCCGCGCGCUGCGCCGUGUCCGAGCUGGCGCUGUGGGGCGACGCGACGCACGCGCGCCUCGAGCCGGCGUCGCGCUCCUGCUCCACGUGGGUGGCCGUCGGCGACGUCGCCUCCACCUCGCAGCUGCCCUCGCCGCACGGCGCCCCGCCGCCUCCAGUCCCCGCCUUCACUGCCGCAGAUCUCAUCCGCUCCGUCAACAAGAAGAGGACCCCGGGUCGACUCCGCGCUGGGGCAGGCAGAGGUGCGAGUGGCGGCGGCGGCGUGGGUGUGUGGGAACGCGUCGCCCCCGACGUGGGGCGUGCGGCAAGUGCAGACAGCGAACGGCGAGAGGCGGGGGUGGCGGAGGCGGGCGCGCUCGCCGGCGGUCGAUACGGCGCGGAGCAGGUUGAAGGAAUAGUACAAAAUCCAGCAGAGCUCCGAUUCUGCAGUGCUGGCCGUGGUGGUGCGGUGCUGCAAGGUGGCGACGCCAAAUGGGGCGCGCGCGACGUCUGA
This is a messenger RNA of Schistocerca gregaria, 934 nucleotides long. RefSeq lists its product as uncharacterized. The record is from RefSeq and is a predicted model, not a curated record. The coding region runs from base 74 to 934 and encodes 286 amino acids. The transcript has 6 exons. NCBI's taxonomy places the organism in Eukaryota, Metazoa, Arthropoda, Insecta, Orthoptera, Acrididae.